UUUUCUCUGUUUCUUGGAAGAAGCCAGCAUAUCUUCUGAUACUGUACUUGUAAGAGUGUUUGCGCGGGGCGUUGGAUGUAAUGUGCUGUUAUCUAAACUGAGAGAACAAGACAGCUAUAUACAGCAGAUACACAGCAGCAGUAGAGCAGAGGGACAAACAAAACCGAGAAGGAACCGCACUAAUAGAGAGUCUGGUAAAGUGAACAGUUUGUGAAACUUUAUAAACUACUACCCUAAAUUAAUUUACAAAGACUAAGAACCCCUUCAUUUUGUGCUACUUUUGUAUCACUGUAGGGGUGACAAUAAAUGAAGCAAUAGUUUUUGGACUAGUCUUUAAAUCUGAAAGUCUAUAAAACAAAAUUCUGACAUAAAAAUUCUGUAGUCUUGUAGAGUUCUGCUAUAGUGUACAAUUAUGGAAGUAGCAUACACACCAGUACCUCUGCGCUGUGUUCUGAUGACUAUUAGCAUGGCAGUGCUACUGAUUCUCCUCUGUGCUGGACCUGCCUGCACCCACAAGAACAGAGGACACAAGUCUCAAGGGGUUUCAUUUACAAUAUUACCUUCACUGGGGAUCCCUGUGCUGACACCACCGCAAGGAGAGAACUCUAUAUUAACGCUACCAACGCAAAAUGUGCCAAAGUUAAAGCAGCCCUCAUGGCCCCCACGAGAGUCAUGGCAGCUGUUUCUCAAAAAUAAUGAGCGUACGUUACCCAGCAAGAGAAAGGAUCAAGAAGACAUCUUAAGAUUUCGGCGCCCUGGUCCGGUUGGUCCACCAGCACCUCCAAAGCAUCACAGUUAUGCUUCAAAUCCAAAUACGCAAGGGAAGAGGCUUCAUAAAUUCCUGCAGCUUUUGAGAGAUCUUUUACUGAGAAAGCAAGAGGAGGGUGGACAAAAACCUGUGCAUCCAAUUCUUCCCCCAAAAGUACCGGCUGCCUUCAUCUGCAGGACAAACAAAGACACAAUUCUAGAUCCUGGAGCCAAUCAGGAGCUUCACCUGUACCAAUGGCCACAGGAGGAAGGGUCAUUCUACAGAGGAGCUGGACUCAAUCUUACCAGUGGACAAUACACAGCUCCACUCAGUGGACUUUUCAGCUUUACUGCUAAACUGCAUAUUGGUUUAGAAAAACAGACAGAGAUGGAAAAGCAAGGCUAUGUACACACCCAGCUUUGUAUCCAGUCAUUAUGCCAGCAAAACUUGUCCCUGGAAGAUAUCAGAAGUAUUACUGGCAACAAAGUCUCUCACACUAUCACCUUAAAUGGAAUCUUACAUUUACAGGCAGGACAGUACGUUUCCAUUUUCUUAAAGAACAAGACAAGUUCUCGAUUGGUGGUGAAAAAGGGAUCAGGCUUCAGUGGUAUCUUCCUGGGGUUGUGAUUCGUAAGAAGUAUUUGUGGAUAAGCAGCAGAUCACUUUUAUAGCAGCAAUGGAUUUUAUGCUGAACAUAAACUGAUUCUGCAGCAGAAAGAUAUAAACUGUCAUCUAUGUGAAUUAAGUUAAAAGUAUUUUUAUUAUAUAUAUUUAUAAAUAACUAAAUAGAACAAACACGUAUACUUAGGGUACUUUAUCAAUUACAACUGUAUCCUGUAUAACUAAUCUAUUAGAACAUUUAAUAAAACAGAGUAAAUAUAAUGUGUAUGCAUAAAAAACUAUUUUAUUAAAAUGUAUUUAUAUAUAAAAUAUAUUCUAAUCUCACGUUUAAA
Molecule: messenger RNA, 1701 nt
Organism: Bombina bombina (fire-bellied toad)
Lineage: Eukaryota; Metazoa; Chordata; Amphibia; Anura; Bombinatoridae
Gene: ERFE
Product: erythroferrone
Exons: 8
Coding region: 413-1375 (320 amino acids)
Biological process (GO): positive regulation of insulin receptor signaling pathway; negative regulation of gluconeogenesis; positive regulation of D-glucose import across plasma membrane
Molecular function (GO): hormone activity
Source: RefSeq, a predicted model, not a curated record